Molecule: messenger RNA, 4645 nt
Organism: Oncorhynchus kisutch (coho salmon)
Lineage: Eukaryota; Metazoa; Chordata; Actinopteri; Salmoniformes; Salmonidae
Gene: itprid1
Product: ITPR interacting domain containing 1
Exons: 16
Coding region: 67-3669 (1200 amino acids)
Molecular function (GO): signaling receptor binding
Source: RefSeq, a predicted model, not a curated record
CAGAGAAGCAGGGGUGAGCUGUGAUGUGUUCGCUGUUGAAGUUUUGACAUCAUUUGCAUCUCUUCCAUGACUGAGAGAGACACCAGGAUGGCAGCUGAAGGGGCCACAGAGAAGAGAGCCAACUUGGUGGCAUCUAAAGUCAUGUGGAGUAACAGGGAGGACGUACCUCUGUCAGCACCAGAACGGUCACAUGGCAGUGACAGAGCUGGAAUCCGUAGACAGAACAACGUCCAGCAGUGGCUUAGAAGUCAUGAGGCGGAUGCAAAACCAGACCACACCAGAGAAGCUGCAGCAGGGCUUUUAAAGAGGAACGCCAGCAGUGAGGAUGACUUAGCGUUGGGCGUCGAAGCAUCUUUAUAUGGUAAACAGGGAGUGAGGACCGUCCAGGAAUUUCUGAGGAGUUCCAGGUCCAGCCCAGUUCUCACCAGGUGGAACAGCUUGACCUCAGCCUUCUCAGCACAGUCGGCUCCACUCAGUGUAAUGGAUGUGCUGAAUCUGUGGAGUGAUGACCCAGAGGAGGUCCUACUAGAUCUGGGCUUCGGCUGUGACGAGCCUGACAUCUCUGGACGGAUCCCAGCCCGCUUCAUCAACAACCAGUCCAGCGCCCGGGGAAUCAACAUCCAGGUGUUCCUGGACGCCCAGAAGAACCGCAUGGACAUAGAGAACCCUGAUGUCAGCAAUAGGUUCAGGCAGUUGGAGGUGCUGCAGCAGGUUACCACUGCGUUCUCAUCCCUGGUCGGUGGUGCGUCUACAGACUCCCUCUCCGAGAGCGGAGUUCCAGCUUUAGCUUCGGCCGAGGCCAGGGAGAAGAGGAAGAGGAUGGGCAUGCUGCUCCGCCGGGUCUCCAGAAAAACCCUCAGCCAGACCCAAAUCCAGACACAGGACUCCCAGGACACAAACCCAACUCCCCACAGUCCCGUAGCCCACUUACCGCAGCCCCUGGCCGGCCCCCCUGACAGGCGGACCCAGCUGAAACGAGCCAGACAGGGCCUGGCUGAGUGUGUAUGUCUGACCCCACUGGUAGAGGAGCAAGGCCUAGCCUCGGAAGCACCAGAGCCCCACUCGGUCCCCCAGGAGGGUGCGCUCAGGCUGGAGGUGGGGAAGGAGUAUCAACCCCUGAUCUCCAGUGGUAUUCCAACCAGAAAGAAAAGUCCUGGGGAGGCCAGGGAGUCCUUUGAGAUGGAGGAGAUCCAGAGCUUUGAUGAGGGCAGUAUUUCUGGGAGCUACAUGGGAGCAUCCGACACCACAGCAGUGUGUGUGAUGAGGACUAACAGCUGCCAGUCUGACAGCAGUGGUUUCCUGGAAGAGCCCUUCAUCCCGUCCAUUACCCAGCAUCCCUCACCUGGACCCGAGCUCAUGAAGGCUUUGUCGGGAAUAUCUGGAGGCAGCACUGACAGCCAGAUCACUGUAAAAGGAGCUUCACCCCCCUCGUCCCCUCCAUCCAAUUCCCUGGACCCUUCCCCUCCUUCCCUCUCCACGUGCCACCCAAGACCCGAGUCUCCUCUAUACAGACCAGAGACAACAAGCCCUACAGAGAAGACACCCAGACACCAGGAUUCCCCCACACCCCACUCCCUCCUCUCUGAUGCCUUGGAGAUGACUAACUCUACGUUUGGAGCCAGGCCAAGCCUAAUGGAAAACACUGUCACUGAGGAAGAUGGAUUCUCUUCGGCCUGCUGUGCACCUUGUCAUAAGCCAGACUCUCCGUUACGGCACGUUAUUAUUAUCAUGAAAACAGAUAGAGAAACAGAACACUUUACUCUGGAAUCAGAGGAAGCUGUUCCAAUAGGAGGAGAGGAAAAGGCCAUAGCGGAACAAAGUGGUAAUGUUCAGACAGGAACAGAGGCUGUUGGUGAUCAGGACACCGAUUGUUAUGGGUCACAUGAAGGCUCUCUGAUGGCUCUGGUGCAGAUGAAGAAAGAGAUGGAGAUGAAGAUGGAAGUACAGAUUAGUUCUGGUUUGGAAGGUCCAGUGUUGGGUCCUGUCGCUGUUCCUGAGGUGGUGGAUCAAGGCUCUGAGACUGGAUCUGUUUGUCAGGACCGGUCCUCUGAAGAUCCUCUAUUAGGAUCUGACCCUAACCUCUCAGCAGUGCUAAGCCCUGCCUCACCUCUCCCCCCAGCAGAACCUCUCUCUGCCUCCUCUCUCCCCCCAGCAGAGCCUCGCUCUGCCUCCUCUCCCCCCCCAGUGCACUGGGAAACAUGUGGCUCAGAGAUUUCAGAGGGAUCCUCAAGCUUGGUUGUCCAAGAGCCUGUCUCACCACUAAAUCAACCAACAGACCUACCUCCAGGCCCAGCUUUAACCUCACCUUCAGAGCAAGUGUCACUUCCAGCCUCUUCCCCACCACCAUCUCCGCCCCCAGCAUCAUGCCCACACCAACCUCCAGCCUCAGCUUUUCUGGCAGCAUCCAGCUCAUCUCCAACACAGUCCCAUUCCCCAAUCCCAAACCAUUCUCUUUCAGCCCUAACCACAACACCAAUCCCAUCCUCAAUUCCAAACUCACCAUCAGCCCAUUCCUUAACCGUAGCUCCAUCUCAAGCCCCAACCCCACUCGUCCCCCACAGUGGUGCUUUCAGGUCAGGCCGAUCUGUGUCUGUCCAGAUGCCCUCCUCCCUGCCCUCUGUCUCCCACUCUGCCCUCCGGAGAGCUGCUGUCCCCCACACCCCCUCCCCGCUCGGCCCUUCCUUCGAGCCCCUCCCCCUGACUGACCAGACGCUCCGGCAGAGGCGGAACUCCUUCUCCAGGAAGGCGUGGUCAGAUGCUGAUGUCUCCCACUUUGCAGAACACAGAAACACUGCGGUUGCCAUGGGAAAGGCAGACAUGACACCUGAGACGAUAUCCCUCCCGUCCCCCUGCCCCUCCCCCUCCAUGUCAUCGUCCAAUCGGUGGCUGUCUCGCGAUGGUUCACGAAGAUCCGGAAGUUUCCAGAUGAAGUCCACCUCCUUGGACACUGGGCUGUGGCAGGAGGAAGUGGGGGAAGAAGUGGGGGAUGAGGAUAGACGGUGGGAACGAGCCCUGUUCUCUGGGCUUUCCUGCUGCUGCUCCUGUGAUAACCGCUGUCGCUGCUGUUCUCAGAACAAUCGCCACAAACCGUCCUCCGUUUCAGCUUUCCCUUAUUCACUGGAUGAGCUGGAGGGGAUGAUGCACUGUAUGAGGAAGUUCCGCUGCGUCCUGACAGACAUCGAGGAACAGCUGUCAGAAGACCAGGCCUCGGUGUACAGCUCACUCUCUGACACUGACAGAGAGGAAGUGCGAGACAUCUUGGAGCUGAGGAAAGCUGUGAAACAGGAAGCUGGAGAGUUGGAACUGCAGCUCACUGACCUGGUUCAUCGCUAUGACGACAGCUUCAAAAUGAAGAUGCACAGACUACUCGAUGAACAAUCUCACCUCUACACCCAGCUAAGGCUCCUGCCCCUGAUCCCCACAACCACAUCCACCCCUGGUUCUGCCUCCUCCAGGAGCAUGGCCACUCAGUGCUGCCUGCUGCCCUGGCUGCCUUUGACGGACAUGUCCAGGCCACGCCCCUCAUCGCAGGCCACCUGGGAUUUGGAGUCUAGAUCAACUCUGCCAGAUUCCAGUUCUAUGGGCCAGAGUCUAAAACAUGGUUCUACAGGCACCAAGCCAGACAAACUGGACAUUGUGGGUUUCAUCCAGAGAGUAAGGGACCUUUGACCCCUGCUGAAGGAGUCCAUACGCCACUCUGUCAAUACUGACUCACUGGAGUAAAAGAGAGGUGGGGUAGCCCUGACUGACAGAUCUAGGCCAGGAUUCAAUCCGAAGCGUUUCAUAGGGCAGCGUACAAUACAGGCGAUAAUUUGCCUUUCAAAGGCAUUUUCCUUGACGUUCGCAGAGAUCGCUUUCAUGGUAAACGCUGUGCAUGUCGGCUCAGACGUAAAUGACCUUUGAAAAGUCUUAUAAUAGUGCUCUGCUCUGUAACACGCCUUCGCGUGAAUACCAGACCUAUACCCUCUAAACUCGACUGAAAAAAACACUGCCUGUGUCCUCACCCACCCGUGGAUUGUUUUUCUGUCUUACAGAUGCAGCUUCUGCUGUAGCUUACUGAAGAUGAUCUGCUGUCUAAGUUAUAGUGUGUCCAAUCAACCUGGACUCGGGUAGAUGUAACAUGAUAAAUGUAAAUCUGUCUCCCUCCAUUUAGUAUGAUAUGUUAGGUGUGGUAAGGUAUGUAUUUCUUUGUGGAUGUCCAUCAUCCAUUAUGUUAUGAAUAACAAUUCAUAUGAUAUGUCACAAAUUCCAGUUUGAUGUGGCUAACCCUAACAUUAGUUAAGUAGCUUACGUUAACUAGGCAAAGGGUUAGCUAACAUGCUAAGUAGUUGCAAAAAGUAGUACGUUUCAAAAUAGCUAAUUAGCCUAAAUGCUCAAGUUGUCCGGGAUGAGAUCGGAAGACGCAACCUUAGAGAUGCUAGAAGUUUGCAUUAUAUGCCCACCUAUCCACCCCGACCCACCACCCUCCCUUCCUUUUUGCCUCAUGUAACCUUACCAAACAUACCAUAUCAUAUUCAUUUGAGUGUCCUGGAUUUACGUUGACUAUGUCUAGUCUAUGAAACCAGGCUGGUGUAAUCAAUGGAUUCCAUUACUACCAAAGUAGUCCAGUGUCCACAUGAUGAAUAAAGAGCAUGAAUGCAUGAAA